This is a messenger RNA of Oncorhynchus masou masou (cherry salmon), 3136 nucleotides long. RefSeq names its product pre-B-cell leukemia transcription factor 1-like. Gene Ontology annotation, molecular function: RNA polymerase II cis-regulatory region sequence-specific DNA binding; DNA-binding transcription factor activity. The transcript is spliced from 9 exons. The record is from RefSeq and is a predicted model, not a curated record. NCBI's taxonomy places the organism in Eukaryota, Metazoa, Chordata, Actinopteri, Salmoniformes, Salmonidae. The coding region runs from base 490 to 1776 and encodes 428 amino acids. Gene Ontology annotation, cellular component: nucleus. Gene Ontology annotation, biological process: neuron development; eye development; animal organ morphogenesis.
CUCUGGUUGUGUGUCAGUUGCUACAGACAUAAGCGAAACAAUAACAAUUGGUGUUACUUUCACUAACCCUCUGAGAGAGUGACUGUUACAUGUUCCGUCCAUCAAGCUUUUAAGGAAAUUGGGAAAGGCAUAUAACGUGCUCUGUGCACGUCAGGUUUGACACGAUUUGAAACCCUUUAAAGUUGAAUCUACUUUUUUUCUACAGUAGCUGUGCAGGAGUGGCAAGAGCCUAAAGCAGCUAUUCAUAUCAGAUUUCAACCAAACCAGCUGGGAGAGAGAGAGCGGAGAGAGUGAGCGUAUGUCAUUAUCUUUCCCUUUCCGAUCCAGGAAAGCUUAGGGAGAGAGAAAAUAGAGAAAAUAGAGGGAGAGAGAGAGGGUGAGAGAGGAGGAGAGAGAGGGAUCCAAAGGAAUUUCUAAGGAUAUUUCUUCUGUUGCCGUGAGAAAAAAAGUGUUGGUCAGUUGGGGGCGAGGCGAAGAGCGCGGUCAAGGAUGGACGAGCAGCCUCGGUUGAUGCACUCCCACGGCGUGGGAAUGGCCCGACACCCCGGCAUGGCGCAAAAUAUGCAGGAUGGCACAGGAGGGACGGACGGAGAUGGAAGAAAGCAGGACAUUGGAGACAUAUUACAGCAAAUAAUGACAAUCACAGACCAAAGCCUGGACGAAGCGCAGGCCAGGAAACAUGCACUGAACUGUCACAGGAUGAAACCGGCUCUCUUCAACGUCUUGUGUGAUAUAAAAGAGAAAACAGUGCUCAGUAUCCGUGGCACCCAGGAGGACGAUGCUCCAGAUGCCCAGCUCAUGCGAUUGGACAACAUGCUGCUGGCGGAGGGCGUGUCCGGACCAGAGAAAGGGGGCGGGUCUGCGGCAGCAGCAGCAGCGGCGGCAGCAGCGGGAGGAGGGGUGGGCCAGGACAACUCAACAGAACACUCAGACUACCGGGCCAAGCUGACUCAGAUCCGCGGGAUCUACCACACAGAGCUGGAGAAGUAUGAACAGGCUUGUAACGAGUUCACCACCCAUGUGAUGAACCUGCUGAGGGAGCAGAGUCGCACACGGCCCAUCUCACCCAAAGAGAUAGAACGCAUGGUGGGGAUCAUCCACCGCAAGUUCAGCUCCAUCCAGAUGCAGCUCAAACAGAGCACCUGCGAGGCCGUCAUGAUCCUACGCUCACGCUUCCUCGACGCCAGACGAAAGAGAAGGAACUUCAACAAGCAGGCAACAGAGAUCCUAAAUGAAUAUUUCUACUCCCACCUGUCCAACCCCUACCCCAGUGAGGAGGCCAAGGAAGAGCUGGGCAAGAAAUGCUCCAUCACAGUGUCACAGGUAUCGAACUGGUUUGGAAACAAGAGGAUCCGAUACAAGAAAAACAUUGGCAAGUUCCAAGAGGAAGCCAACAUGUACGCCGCGAAGACAGCUGUCAGUGCAACCAAUGUAUCAGCCCAUGGCAGCCAGGCCAACUCCCCCUCCACCCCCAACUCUGCAGGUUCUGCUGGCUCUUUUAACAUGUCAAACUCCGGAGACUUGUUCAUGAGUGUGCAGGCUCUGAAUGGGGACUCAUACCAGGGGGCUGGGGUAGGGGCCAACGUUCAGUCCCAGGUGGAUACUCUUCGCCAUGUUAUCAGCCAGACAGGAGGCUACAGUGACAGCAUCGCCGCCAGCCAGAUGUACAGUCCACAGGGCAUCAACACAAAUGGUGGAUGGCAGGAUGCUCCGACCCCCUCGUCAGUGACCUCGCCCAUAGGACCUGGAAGUGUUCACUCGGAUACCUCCAACUGAUUAUUUGACCCUCCACACACACCAUCACCACAACCCAACGAUGAACUGGCAGAGCCAAUCACAGUCCUAAACAUAGCGGCAUACUACACAGUGUCCUGUAGAUUUCAGGGGUGCUGUGAAAUCCAUAACUAUAGCAACCUUUCCUCAGCUACAGUACUACGGGACAUUUGAGAUGCAUACAUACAGUAAUAGGAAUUUCAAAGCAAAAAUCAAAAUGAUACAAAAAUUCUUAAUACAAAUGUUUGUACAGAUUUCACAGGAUAUUCAGAGGGCUGGAUUGCUUACUUACCUGUGACGGGUUUACUCAUAUUGAUGAUAUUAAGUGAUACAAUUAAUUUAGACAACCAAACCUGUAUACUUCAAUUCAAAUGCUUAAUUCUACCUCUCAGCGACUAAAAAGUAAACAAAUAUGAAAGAACAUGAUUUGUUUUCUAAAACAUGAACUUUGUCAUUGUAAGGAAGAAGCACUUCGCCAUUCUUUGUUUUGCGGUCCCUCCUCACUGGGCACAUGCUGGUUGAAUCAACGUUGUUUCCACGUCAUUUCAAGGAAAUUACAUUGAACCAAUGUGGAACCGACGUUGAAUUAACAUCUGUGCCCAGUGGGUCGCCUAUUCGAUGGUACGCCAUAUAGGCUUUUAAUGUUGCUCCCCUGUUUACAGUGUGUGCUUGAUGAACUGUGUUCGCUUUACCCUCUCCCACAGGGAAAUAACCAAGAAGACUUAGAACUUGAUUUACUAAAUGUUUUUGUAUUAGUUUCUCCGUAGAGGACUUUUAGGGAAAGCAGGUCAGCCUAGUGAACUCUGAGGACCCUUCACCCUGACUAGCAGGUCUUCAAUCUGGGUGGAAGGCAUUAGAAAAGGAAAACAUGCUGGUAUGAGAAUGCUCAUUGGUGAAUCUAAAGGAUUUAAUGGAAAUUGAGUAGACAAUUGAAUAUACAUUGUAGAUGUGUGUCUUCCUGAUUUAUAAACUUCUGCCCCAUGACCCCUUUGAUAAGAACGCAGGAGAUCUGUGGGCCCACAAGCACUCAUAGGGCUCUGUUCUGAUAUCCAUACUAGCGUGCCACUUAGUCUUGCUAACACCAGGCUCUCCACGUCACAGCACGUGGGUCGCGUGUCAGCCAGGCUACGCACCACUUAGAAUGCAUGCCCAAUACAUGCUUCAUUCUAAGUAUGCUAGUGUGGAUAUUGGGAAAAAGCUACAGAGUAUGUGCUGUUGAUUGUCUGAGGGCCUGAGGAAAGCCUUCCUUUUUAACAACCACCUCAUUGAGUAUCAGUGUCUCAUCAGAGGUAAACGUGUGAAGUUACAGUUAUGUCAUGUGUAAAAGGAGAAAAAAGGAAAUAAACACCUGUCAUCAACAACC